CGCGUCGCAGUCGCGCGUCGUGGCCAGCUGUGAUCGGUCGGUAGUCAAUGGAAGGUUGAAGUGUUUGCGCGCGCACGCGAUUUUGUGGGAUCGGUUAAGGUGCAAGUCAAUGAAGAUGCUGUGCGAAACGAGUUAAGGUGCCGGAGAACGUGCGCGGAAUGUUGUUGUCGUGGGAUUGUUUUGGAUUCUUUGUGAUCAGUUUAUUUGUGGAAGAGAAUCGAUGUGAGUUUGCAGACAGUGAAGAUUGUGUUCUGAAAGCACCCAAAAACUCAUCGCACACACACCUCUGUGUUAUCCCCGUGAUAAGAUAAGAUAAAAUGCUGCUGGCACGGUUCUUAUCAGCGCACGGUAUGACUCCGAGCGAUCCAGGUUGGUUGGCCCAGUUCCGACUCCGGUGGCGGCCAGUGCAGUGCGAAAAGUGUCCCACGCACGGCGAAUUGCUCCUCGAAGGGUUGAGUCAAGUGCGCAGAUCGUGAAUCAUAGUGAUUAAGCUCGGAGGGGGGAGGUUAUUAGUGCAAAUUGUUAAGGAGAAAAAGAAGAAGUCAUUAAGUGGAUGCCAAUCGAAGAAACGAGCGGAACAGUGCGAAACUAGUCUGAGGGAUGUGAUUUAUGUGAUUCUUGUGAAUUUUGAUUUAGAAAAAUAAGAGGAAAAGUAACGAAACAAUGAAGCUUUUCAGCAAAGUUUUGCUGAUUUCAGUGGCAGUUUGCAGCACCUUAGUUUUAGCUGCUGAAGAUGACCAGAGUAAAGCAAGCAACAGUACCAAAGAUGACACCUCCAACGCCACCAAAAAACAGGACCAGGACACUGACCAGAAACUCCCGAACCCGCUGUGCGCAUCCUGCACCUGCGACGCCCCCCAAAAAACCUUCAAGUGCUCCUCGAUGAAGCUGUCCUCCAAACUGUUCAACACCACAGGCUGGGCCAGCUUGAACGACUACGGCGUGGCCGUUGACGUCAUGCUGCUGGACCGAAACGGCAUCACCGAAGUACCAGUGUUUCCCAACCUGGACGUCCGAGUGUUGGACUUGAGCCACAACAACAUCUCCGUGAUCGCCAAGAAGGCUUUCUUUGCGUUGAGCAAACUUGAGGUGCUGGAUUUGUCGUACAACAUGCUGACCACAAAGUCGCUGGUUCCGGCCGUUUUCGAGGGUCCCUAUUCGGCGGACGAUUACGAACCGUUGGGGCAGUUGAGGGUUCUCCGACUCGGAUAUAAUCAGCUUCACUCGCUGGACGCGAAUUUGUUCGAGCACAUGCCGAAUCUGCAGGAGUUGAGUUUGGUUUCGAACGUCUUCAAAACCAUUGAUACUUUGACGGAGAAUGCCUUGUCCAGUGUGAGGACACUUCUUUCUCUGGAUCUAAGCUAUAUGGAGUUGAACUCGGUGCCGGGAGGUUUUCUGAAUGCGAUUGGAGAUCUGACUCACCUCAACUUGACCGGAAAUCUGCUGGAGACCAUCCCGGAAGGGCUGCGAUUCGCGCAGAAGCUCAAGUGGUUGAGUUUGGACGAGAAUCCCAUCGGGAACAUUCAGGGAGAUCAUGUCUUCCCCGCCCUCAAGUCCCUCGAAUACCUCAGCCUGUCCUACAUGUCCCCGCUCAAGGUGAUUGGCCGUGGAGCGUUCAGUGGGCUGCAAGCACUUCAGGAGGUCCACAUCAGCAACAAUCCGGUUCUAUCCUAUCUCCACGUCGAUGCCUUUGCCCGCGAAGAUCCGGACGAUCCGACGCGCCAGAAUUGGCCCCGCGUCAAGCGGUUCUAUCUGCACAACAAUAACCUGAGCACGCUGGACGCGCAGCUGUUGACGCACUGGGCCGAGAUGGAGCUGGUGGACAUCCGGCAGAACCCGUGGAACUGCGACUGCGACAAUCAGUGGCUGGUGGAAACGCUGGUGCCGGUGAUUGAGAAGACGACGCCGAACACGUUGAACAAUAUUGUUUGCACCUCCCCCCAACAGAUGGCGGGCCAGUCGAUGGUGGAGCUGCAGCACAAGCACAGCCAGCUGCGUUGCGGCGACAAGUACGGCAACAACCCCGCCGGCGACGGUGCCCUCCUGAUUGGCCUGCUGAUUGGUGUCCUGGCAGGAAUCCCGCUCACCGCGGCCGUCAUCCUGAUCUACCGCCGAGGCUGCUUCGGGCUGGUGCGGCGCGGUCCUGCCGACUACUCGCGAGCCUUCUACAGCAGAGCCACCAAUGACGAUUUUUAAGAGAGUGAGGGUGAUUUUUUUUUCAGUGUGUGACUUAAUAAAGUGUAAAAUACAGGGAGGAUUUCUUUUCAAACUGGAAAAA
Messenger RNA from Culex quinquefasciatus (southern house mosquito), 2278 nucleotides. Its product is annotated as leucine-rich repeat neuronal protein 1. NCBI's taxonomy places the organism in Eukaryota, Metazoa, Arthropoda, Insecta, Diptera, Culicidae. The transcript is spliced from 5 exons. Bases 664 to 2196 code for a protein of 510 amino acids. The record is from RefSeq and is a predicted model, not a curated record. Gene Ontology annotation, molecular function: protein binding. Gene Ontology annotation, cellular component: extracellular matrix.